Molecule: messenger RNA, 1509 nt
Organism: Clavispora lusitaniae ATCC 42720
Lineage: Eukaryota; Fungi; Ascomycota; Pichiomycetes; Serinales; Metschnikowiaceae
Gene: CWT1
Product: Cwt1p
Biological process (GO): regulation of DNA-templated transcription
Cellular component (GO): nucleus
Molecular function (GO): DNA-binding transcription factor activity, RNA polymerase II-specific; RNA polymerase II transcription regulatory region sequence-specific DNA binding; zinc ion binding
Source: RefSeq, a predicted model, not a curated record
AUGGACAUGGAAACAGGGCAGAGCUCGAUGGACGAGCAGUUUAGGUCCUCAUCUGUGGAUCUGAAGAUACCCCAGAAUACACUGAAUAAGUCAAAGAAAGAGUCACAACAUGGAGAUGAUCAAACAAAGAAGGUCAAAAAAAGAAAGAAAAAGGUUGAAAUGGCCUGCGUUUACUGCCGCCGUUCUCACAUGAUUUGUGAUGACGCUAGACCGUGCCUGAGAUGUAUCAAAAGAGGUAUUGGUCAUCUCUGUCAUGAUGAAACAACGCCAGGGCGCCAAAAGAAAAAGCUUAAAUCGAAUGAUAAUCAGACAAGCCUGAAUAUUACUUCUACUGAAUCUCCGCACGACACAAAUAUGAUACCUGACAAUACCCGCCCACAGCCGGUCUCCAUGUUCCCACAAGGAGUCCAACUGCAGCAGAAACCGAGUGUGAUGGCACUAAAUAAAAAUCUACCAUUUAACCAGGAGCCGGUAUUUUACUCUGAGCAUGCGGGUAGCGAGUUCAGCUCUCUUAAUGAUUUUCUAUCUAUGAUUGAUGAUCCAGAACUUGUGAAUGGUGCUCUUAAUGAAAACUCAACGAACGCGGACUCACUCAUGGCAUUUCUGAUGACGCCAUCCGAUCAUCUAAAUUCUAGUAAUGUUACAUCGGGGAUAAAUAGUAUGCUACUGUUCUCGCCAAAUGUGCAGCCUAUCCCCACUUUUUCGGAUGAAAACCCACGACAGAAAAUGGAGAGUCAACAGUUUGCCCAAACGCAGCCUUACCAGGAGAGGAAAACAGAUGGCGUCCAAAACACGGAGUAUGCUAGAUCGCAUACUGCAGCAGCAGAUGGAAAUCUGCAGCCGUUGAUAUCUGAUUCAGCAAGAGACAAGUUUUUCUUAACAGCUGCUGAUCCAACGACAGAGAUAUCACCAGAAGAGCGGUUGAAACAGGUUAUCAAGGCCAAACUCGAAGCUGGAUUGCUUCAGCCGUACAAUUAUGCGAAAGGUUACGCUAGACUUCAAAGCUAUAUGGAUAACUAUAUGAAUCAAUCUUCAAGGCAAAGAAUUCUCAAACCGCUUUCAAUAUUUCGGCCAGCAUUUCGGGCUAUUGCAAGAACGCUAAAAGAUGUGGAUUUGGUGCUCGUGGAAGAAAGUUUCGAGAGAAUGCUUCUUGAUUAUGACCGAGUUUUUACAUCCAUGGCCAUUCCAGCAUGCCUUUGGAGACGUACUGGUGAGAUUUACAGAGGAAAUAAAGAGUUUGCAUCGUUGGUUGGAGUGACGACAGACGAUUUGAAAGAUGGAAAACUAGCGAUUUACGAGUUGAUGAGUGAAGAGAGUGCCGUUAACUUUUGGGAAAAAUAUGGUGCCAUCGCUUUCGAUAAGGGCCAAAAAGCAGUACUUACGAGCUGCAAUUUAAGAACCAAGGAUGGUUUGAAGCGAAAGAGUUGCUGUUUCAGCUUUACAAUCAGACGAGACCGGUACAAUAUUCCAAGCUGUAUAGUUGGAAACUUUAUCCCCAUCGAGGUUUAA